This is a messenger RNA of Vombatus ursinus (common wombat), 1164 nucleotides long. RefSeq names its product E3 ubiquitin-protein ligase TRIM11-like. Lineage: Eukaryota; Metazoa; Chordata; Mammalia; Diprotodontia; Vombatidae. The record is from RefSeq and is a predicted model, not a curated record. The coding region runs from base 1 to 1164 and encodes 387 amino acids. Gene Ontology annotation, molecular function: protein binding; zinc ion binding. The transcript has 2 exons.
AUGGUCUCUUACGCAGAGGGGAUUCGAGACUUCCAGAAAGAGCUCAUCUGCUCCAUCUGCAUGGAGUACUUCACAAACCCAGUGUCCAUUGAGUGUGGCCACAGUUUUUGCCAUGGUUGCCUCCUCAGGAGCUGGCCGGGAGACUCUCCCCCUUUCUUCUGUCCAGAGUGCAGGAGCGUCAACUCACGGAGGGAUUUCAAAGCUAACGUGCGACUUGGGAAACUGGCAGUCAUUGCCAAAAAACUAAGACCCGAUUGUUCGCAGUACUCUGAAGGUUGUGCCAAGUGUGAGGUGCAUCAGAAAGUGAACAAGCUGUUCUGUGAGGAAGACCAGCGCCCAGUCUGCGUGUCCUGUUCUCAAUCCCAGAAGCAUGAGGCUCAUAGACACCAUUGCAUAGAUGAGGCAGCUGAGGACUUCAGAGACAGGCUCCGAGGAACCGUGACUGAUUUGUGGAGGAAAACUGAGGACGUUGUUCAACAAAUAAGCAAUGAGAAGAUUAAAUUUGCCCAGGAUAUGAAAGGAGUGUUAAACAGGAAUAAAUCUGUGCUCCAAAAGGAAAUAAAAACCUUCGGCAUACACAUGGCUGUCCGGCCCAUCCCUGGACUUAUGGAACAUAUUUUCAGUUUGAAAGUGGACAUCACUCUGGAUUGCAACACAGCUGAUCCAGGUCUCAUCAUAUCAGAGGAUCUGAAGAGUGUGAGAUAUGGAGGAGUCCAGGAGGAAGCACCCAACAACAGUGGGAGGUUGAGAGAUUUUGCCCAAGUUCUUGGUACUCAAUCCUUCAUUUCAGGAAGAUAUUACUGGGAGGUGGAGGUGCCAAAUAACACAAUGUGGUGUGUUGGCAUCUGCCCCGAAUCAAAAGAGUCUCAAGAUUUCUUUGUGCUUAGGACUGUACGGUCACAUAAUUUCUGCUAUCUUUAUGUCAUGGCCCAGCACAAUCUUUAUUCCAAGGUCCAUACAAAAUACCGCCAGGUCAGUAUGCCAAACCUAAUGGUGGGCAUUUUCCUUGACUAUGAACGUGGAGAAGUAUCAUUUUAUCAUGUGAAAAACAGAUAUCUAAUUUAUACUUUCCCUGCCACUGCAUUUUCAAGACCUCUUGUGCCAUUCUUCUGUCUUUCUAAGAAAGUCUUGACAGAUGAUUGCUCUCUCACAAUCUGUCCUUAA